Messenger RNA from Paramuricea clavata, 951 nucleotides. The record is from the annotation of a GenBank genome assembly. NCBI's taxonomy places the organism in Eukaryota, Metazoa, Cnidaria, Anthozoa, Malacalcyonacea, Plexauridae.
CCGAAAUACGAUGCUCUUUUGAAAAAAUGCCAUUCUCUUCUCGAGGGGAUUGCAGAGCUGAAGUUUCCGCCUGUGAAACCAAGAUGGGCGGAUUUUACCGACGCUGGACCUGGAGUUGCUUGUAACAAUUUCGAAGUACAGUUCAGGGAUGCUGAGUUAGCGAUUAUCCAUAACAGUGACUAUCGGAUCAGACUGCAUUCUUCCAGGGGUAAUUCGUCUGAUAACGAGGCCGAGAGAACUAACAGCGCAAUCGGCGACAGUAUCGUAGAUGGCGCAACACUCCAGUGGAACAAACAUAAACGCUUUGAUGGACUAAGUGAUGAAGAUAUAAGUAAACUGACUGUGAAAGAGUUCGAAGAACACGAGACGGAUAGAAUGGAGAAGAAUGCGUGGUACUGUGCUAAUGAAAUUCGCAAUAGGGUUGAUGGGGCACCAGUGUUUAACGAGUUUAUUAAAUGUUAUUUAACUCCAAAACAAAGCCCUUUCUUUUUCAACAAAAAAUACUUAAAACAAUUUCAAAGUUGUACUGCCGCUGAGUCAAAACAACAGGUUCCUGGUUACCACUACAUAACGAAUGUUUUAAACUUUAUUGAAAGACACUACAGAAUUGGUGAACUAUAUAUGGAAUAUAUAAGGGACAGAUGUCGGGAAAAUGGCGAGGUAUGCAAGAAAUGUAGUGAAAAGGACUGGGUUGGACCCAGGUUCUCCAGAGUUCCUGCCCCGUAUCCAGAUCCUGAUAAGCCAGGGCAUUAUAUGAGUGUUUUCAACACACCAACCACAGACAAUAACGGGCAGUUAAGGGAAGUGGAUGAUGUCGCUCCCAGGGCAGUGAUAAAGCGUCUAUAUAAAGCUGGCACGAUCUCAUCGGACAAUAUCGAACAACUUAAAGAAGUAUCCAGUCGCUAUUGUGUUGAAGAGAAGGAUGUCGCAUCAUAUGUUAAACUCCUUUAA